AUGGCGCUAUUCACAGACGCCGAGCGAUCGACCGAGACGCUCGACAACUCACACGGCGUCAACGAGAAAGGUCUGGAGACCUCCAAUGAAGUUCCGAAACUCGGCGCGCCCACUCUGGCCGCAAGUCCAGCAGUCCCCGCUGACGCCGAGAAGCCGCCUCUCAACCCUAUGGACCCGGCUUCCUUCCCAGACGGCGGCACUCGAGCAUGGCUGACAGUAUGGGGAUCUCUGGCCAUCUUGAUCGCUUCCUUUGGGUGGAUCAAUGCUAUCGGACUAUUCGCCAUCCGACGUCGCUGGAUUCCCGCCCUCGAAUCCUCCUGCAUGUUCGCCGGCGGACUCUGGGUUGGACACGUCUACGACUCCUACGGUCCUCGAUACCUGCUCAUCGGCGGCACGUUCCUUCACGUCUUCGGCUUGAUGAUGGCGUCCAUCUCGACAAAGUACUACCAACUUCUGCUCUCACAGGGUCUGUGUUCUGCGAUUGGGGCGAGCAUGCUGUUCUACCCAGCGUUGACCUGCACCAUCACGUGGUUCUUCAAGAAACGGGCACUGGCGGUGGGGAUUGUGGCUGCCGGGUCUGGCCUGGGCGGGAUCAUCUUCCCUGUGAUGGUGGAGAAGCUGGUGCCGCAAGUCGGGUUCGGAUGGACGAUGCGCAUUUGUGCUUUCUUAAUUUUGGCGCUGGGUAUCUUUGGGAACCUGACUGUAACAAGCAGGAUCCCGCCGAUGCCGAAGAAGCUCACAGUGAAAGUCCUAGUGAAGCCAUUCACGGAAGUCGAGUUUGCGUUGCUGGGCGCUGGAGCAUUCUGCAUGUAUCUGGGCAUGUUCCAAGUCUUCACGUUUUUGGUCACAGCAGGGGUUGCGAGGGGUGUUGAUCGCGGUCUGGCGUUGUAUUUGGUGCCGAUCUUGAACGCUGGGAGCAUAGUGGGAAGAAUUCUGCCGCCAUUUGUAGCAGACAAAGUCGGGAAAGUCAACGUCUUUCUCGUCAGCUGUGCGGCCACGACAAUUUUGAUCCUGGCUUUCUGGGUACCGGUAUCUGGAACAGGGGGAAUAGUGGCAUUUUCGGUGCUGUUCGGCUUCACGUCGGGCGCAGUGGUGGCUAUCAAUCCUGCUGUGGUGGCGCAGAUCAGUGAUGUGAGAAUGAUUGGGGUGAGGACGGGAGUGAUGUUCGCAUGUGUUGCCGUUGCGGUGCUGAUUGGGAGCCCAAUUGGUGGGCAGAUCGUGACCGCUGGUGGAUACAGAGCAAUGCAAGGCUUCUCCGGGGGAAUGUGUACUCUCGGAGUCGCCUUCUUUGCUGCAUUGAGAUGGAAGUUGGGUGGUUUCGGGUUGAGGAGUAAGGUCUGA
This is a messenger RNA of Cyphellophora attinorum, 1341 nucleotides long. Its product is annotated as putative transporter MCH4. The record is from RefSeq and is a predicted model, not a curated record. Gene Ontology annotation, biological process: transmembrane transport. Gene Ontology annotation, molecular function: transmembrane transporter activity. The transcript is spliced from 2 exons. The coding region runs from base 1 to 1341 and encodes 446 amino acids. Gene Ontology annotation, cellular component: fungal-type vacuole membrane. NCBI's taxonomy places the organism in Eukaryota, Fungi, Ascomycota, Eurotiomycetes, Chaetothyriales, Cyphellophoraceae.